UGUGUUUUUCUUGUUGGGUUGCAGAACCGAACCAGACAGUUAUAGAGGUGCAAAUGACAGACUCAAUCCAGCUUUCUUGGAUUUUUGCAUUGCUGUGUGUUUGUGUGUUGUGUGCAUGUGAAGCCAUUUGGAAUGCAAGGAAAUAAGAAAGAAUUGGGGGGGGGAUGAAGGAUAGGUUGGAGAUGGAAGAGAGCAGUCAAUUUUUUUAAAAAACAAAUAAUGCAAUUUUGCAAAACAAAGCAGAAAAACCCCUUUCCCCCCCCCCUCCAUCUAAGCCAGAUUUCUAUAAUUAUACAGAGAGACCCUGGAGGUCAUCUAUCUGGCGCCUGCAGCAAAUCCUCGACUUACGACCCCAGUGGAGCACAAAACCAAGGUCUGGCUCAUCAACAGAAAUUUUGGGCUCCGUUGGGUCGUAAAUCGAGGACUACUUGUCACUGCCUAUCCAGCGCCUCCAAAUCCCAUCAUCCUCUGCGCCGGGUUGACGAUGUUAGAACUCAAGCAUCUUUUCCACGCCCACCGGACCCGAGAUCUAGAGGCGUGGCGGUGAACGGUGGCUGGGGGCCAGAGCGCAUGCGCCCUAACUGCGGCGGUUGUUGUGGGCUAUUGUCCCUGCGCGGCCGCCGUUAGCUUCGCCGGAACUGUCUCCGUUCGGCCGCCGUAGCGAGCAGGCGCGAAACCAGGGACCGCGGCCUGGCGUUGCCAUGGCGGCGGCGGCGGCGGGUGGUCGCGGAGAGGAAGGGGCGUUGUGGGGAUCUCGGGGCCCGGGUCGCCCCGUCAUGGAGGACGAGCUUUACCUGGAGAACAUCGACGAGUUCGUCACGGACCAGAACCGAGUGGUAACAUAUAAAUGGCUGAGCUUUACCUUGGGGGUUCAUGUGAAUCAAGCAAAGCAAAUGUUAUAUGACUACGUAGAAAGGAAACGGAAGGAGAAUGCUGGAGCCCAGUUGCAUGUCACCUAUUUACUGGCAGGGAACCUUGUUCAGAACGGGCACACCUACCAUAAGGUUGCAGUAGUGAGAGAAGAUAAAUUAGAAGCGGCUUCUGCCUCCUUUCCAGCCAUGAAGUCCAAGUUCUCCACGCUGGCUAGCGUGCAUGUCUACAGCAUCCAGAAAGCCCAGCUCAGGGACAGCAGCCCCCUCUUCAACACCGACUACGACAUCCUCAAGGCAAAUCUCGAGAACUGUGGCAAAUUUAGCGCCAUUUGCUGUCCUGACGCCAUCAUCAGGCCUGUCGCUGAAGGCUCCCAGGCUGAGACCCCCGCCCAGGUGUCCCCCCAGCCUCCGCCUCCCGCCACAAGUGUGCACCUCGCUCCCGCGCUCAACGGCCACGCCCCAAGCACCUCUUCCAAGCAGCCCGCCCAGCCAAUUAAAGGCAUCAUGGGAAUGUUUGCGGCCAAAGCAACCUCCAAAACCAAGAACAUCAACAAGGAAGCUAAACUGGAGACCAAAGAGACGCCCAGCGCUUCGGUGACCAACAACAGCAAAGCCCCAACGAAAGGAAAUAUCCUGAACAACUUCUUUGGCAAGGCAGCUGUUAGCAAAGAGGACAAAGCCAGAGCUGAACCCGAGCAACAGAAGGAAGAGCGAUCCACGUCAAAGUCACCGGUUUCUUCCACGGACCCAAAAUCUCCCCUUAAUCCUCCUGGUCAUGAGAAGGCCAGCAAGGAGGCCGAGCCGGCCAGAGGGCAGCAGAGGGAUAAGAAAAGCCGAGAUCUCUGUUCUCCCAGAGCAAAGAGGACAGACGUGUCUGAUGAGGAGGAGAAAGGAACGGGCCGCCUGAAGAAGAAAAGGCGCCGAAUCAAACAGCCUCAGUCAGACAGCAGCGAUGAUGAGGAAGAUUCUUCCUCACUGGCAAUUUCUGAAGACAAUCCUCCUGCGCCAGCUCAGAAGCCACAGCCACAGCCAGCCCCUGCACCUGUGGAGGCUUCCGUGGGAGUGAAGAAACGCAAGCGGAAACGUGUCUUGAAAUCCAGAACCUUUGUGGACGAGGAAGGCUGUAUCGUGACGGAAAAAGCCUACGAGAGUGAAUCUUGCACGGAGAGCGAAGAGGAGGUCCGCACCAAGCCCAGCGCGGCUCACAAGGCCCCUGCUGGCCCCCCGAAAAAAGACCCCAAAGAGGAGAAGAGAGGCACCAAGAAAGGAGGGGCGGUUCCGGGCAAGGCCAACAAGCAGGCCUCCAUCAUGGGCUUCUUCCAAAAGAAAUGAGCUCCAGAGGAUCUGCAGGAAUCCCUGCCUGAGCGAGCCUCUUCCCCUGGAGGCACGGGAUUUGCUACCUAGGUGAGCUCUCGGGAUCCAGGCGGCGGGACUUGAGAAGCUUCUGAUCCUGAAAUUUAGGCGGACGCCGGGUGCUUGAAGACUUGGCGGGGGGCAGCCAGGUGCUUAGAAGUUUUCAGCCGAAGACAGUACACCUUCUUUGAUCUUUUUAACGCAGAGCUUUUGAGGCAGGUCCUCCUCAGGUGUGGUAGCUCCACCUCUUUGGCUCAGAAAUUGAAACGGCCAUCCCUCCUCUUCAGGUGUGGCAGGUUUGCAAUCCCUUCCUGGGAACGGGAAGGGGGUGGUUGUCUUUCUUGGGAAGGGGGUUGUCUUUGGGGCCACAACUAGCCCCCUCGCUGACAAGAGGUCCACGGGGGUCUCCAGAGGAAAGCCAGGGGAGAUGCCUCCAAGAAGAUCCAGGCGAGACUUCAUGGUUCCACAGGGCUUGCUUCCAAGAAGAUCCCCACGGAAUCUUCAUGAUCCACUAGGACUUGCAGCUGGAAACAUCUGACCUGGCCUCUUUUAAGGCUCUCCACUGCCUAGCCCGGUAAGGCCCCUCUGUUCCCCAGGGACAACUGCCAAGUUGAGAUCGUUGAGGGACACUUUGGUCUUCUAAGAAGGCCAUCUGUUGACUUCCGAUUCCUUCAACCGAACCCUCCGGAUUCCUCAGAUCCUGCAAAGCUUUGAUCCAGCCUCCGAAAGAUCCCCAGCCUGGGACUCGACCAAGGCUUGCUUUCUUGAAGCCCCUAAUCGGAUUGGUCGUUGUGAAUUCUCCACAAUGGGAAACCCUUCAGGAUUGGCCAGGAGCACCGUUGAGGCGGAAGGUCCUACUCUGUCCUUCACACAUCGGCCGAAAUAACUACCGAUACCUUCCCAACAUGGUUACACAAGCCAGUUGCCCUGGUUUCCCCGCCUCCAAAGAAUGUGGCUUUGGCUUGGACCCUCUACGGGGGGAUGUAGAGCAGCCCCUCCAUAAACUGGGAUGAAGGGAUGCGUGGAAAAUUGGUGGCCUUACGCUAUUUUGGGGGCAGGGUCUGCUCAAGAACUUGGCCGUUGAUAUCAAAGGAACAAGAAGGAAGAUGCUUCGGGGCCCAACUCCCAAAGAAAUUAAAGAUCUACAGAGGCCUCAAAUUUAGGUAAAACAACCAGUCCUACAAUUUGGACAUUGUCAGCUAUGUGUGACAAAAGUCACAACUGCCUCUUGGAUUACCGUUUUGCCUCUCUCUGGUGUGCCUCCUCCUUUCCACUUCUCCAGGAGUUUUCUGAUAAGUGGGUAGUGUUAUUUUCCCAGGUUUUCCACGGGAUAUUCUCAACGGGGAGCGGAAAAGGAGCAGGAAUUCAGAUCAGUUGUUCUCAGGCUACACCAGGCAAGUAUUGUACAGACACACGCACACAGACAGAUUAACCCAGUUCAACUCUAGCAGUUGUUAACCGUGGUUUUGCAGCCAUUAAAGGCUUCAUGUUUGCAGACAUGCAGAUAACCCCUCAAUAGUUAGGCACAUCCAUGCAUCUCCUCUCCCGACUAGUGGGCUGGCUGUUUGGAUUUUUGCAGCCAAAUAAUGGUAGUUGAGUUAUAGGCCAUCCGGCAAAAGAUGCUUUCCGGGAAGAUAUCCCCCCCAAUAAACUUUCUCUUAAAAUUCCGGAUGGCUUCUUAGAAUGGAUUGUCUGUUUGGUCUGCUAGAAGGCCAAAUGAAAAAGCGUUCACUUUUUCAGCUAAAGUGUAUUUCUGCACAGCAUUUUAAGCCUGCAAAAGCUUUGAUUUCAACGAGCAAGUUUAAUUAAUCCCUUGCUGAAAAAUCAGAAAUGAUCCCAAAAUUAUUCAGAGAGCAAGAAAUGUCUCUUGCCCUGGUUUGAUCAGCUUCCGGGUCAGUGUUUCCCAAUCUUGGCAGGUUGUAAGUGGGCUGGACUUCAACCCCCAGAAUUCCCCCAUUCAAGCAGAGCCGGCUGGGGAAUUCUGGGAGUUGAAGCCCACCCUUCUUAAAACCUGCCAUGGUUGGGAAACACCGCAAUCCUAGUGGGUCAUUUUACAAUGAAUGCCCCAGGGCAGUAAUAAUAAUAAUAAUAAUAAUACAGAUAUUUUUUUGGGGUGUGGGUGCGUUUGUCAACUUCCAAUCAAGAACCAGUCUGUAGUGUUUAACUCCAGUUUUGUAUGUCAAACCCCAGGGCAAGAAGUGAGUCUGACUUUCUUGGAGAGAAUUAUGGGUUGGAUAAGGAGUUAAGAGGCCUCUGUUGUUUCCCUUCUUUUUUUGUCUUUUCUUAAAACAUUGUCCUCCAAUUUCUCCCCCCUCCCCCAAGAAAUUUAUACCGGAAAAGCCAAGUUGAAUAAAGACAUGGUCUUGUAUGCUG
Ahaetulla prasina is the source of this 4598-nucleotide messenger RNA. RefSeq names its product DNA polymerase delta 3, accessory subunit (gene POLD3). Gene Ontology annotation, cellular component: delta DNA polymerase complex; nucleus. Gene Ontology annotation, molecular function: DNA-directed DNA polymerase activity. Bases 702 to 2204 code for a protein of 500 amino acids. The transcript has 12 exons. The record is from RefSeq and is a predicted model, not a curated record. Gene Ontology annotation, biological process: DNA replication; DNA strand elongation involved in DNA replication; nucleotide-excision repair, DNA gap filling. Lineage: Eukaryota; Metazoa; Chordata; Lepidosauria; Squamata; Colubridae.